AUGGAUAAAUUUGAUGUCAAUUGUUUAGAACAUGACUCUGAAAAGCGUCUCCAAAUUUGGGAAUACCCGGUGAAUCAAAUAGAUGAAAUUCGAAGAGCUUACCUUAAUUGGAGUUCCUUGUACUUUCAAGGCCACGACGAAUCACUCGGAUCAAAAAAUAGAGGUAACUUUCUUGAAAUGGUCAAACUUGUUGCAUCAUACAAUGAUGAACUUGCAAAAGUAGUUAUAGAGAAUGCUCCAUAUAAUUCAAAGUAUACAUCUCCUAAAAUUCAAAAGGAAAUUUUGCAUAUCAUAUCUAGUAAAGUGAAAAGUUAUAUUCGAGAAGAGAUUGGAGAUUCUAAAUUUCGCAUAAUUGUUGAUGAAUUGCGUGAUGAAUCUCUAAGGGAGCAAAUGGCUAUUAUUUUGAGUAUGAAAAAUUUAUAUAAUCCAACUUGUGCAGCUCUUCAAAAUGUUAGAAGAAAUGGAACAAGUUAUUCUACAUGUGGUAAUGCUAAUGUUGCUUAUAAGGUUAUAAAAUCAUUUGAGUUCAUAUUGAUUUUGCACAUGAUGAAAGAGAUUAUGAAAAUCACAGAUAAUCUUUGUCAAGCUUUACAACAUAAAUCUCAAGAUAUACUUAAUGCAAUGCAAUUAAUCAAUAAUACAAAAGCAUUAAUUCAGAAGUUGAGAGAUGGUGGUUCGGAUGAUUUAUUGAAAAAUGAAUUGAAUCACAUACUUUGUGCGCAAACAAUGGAGCUUUUAAGUCUAAGCAAUAGUUUGGUUCCUAAUGAUAUUUACAGAGCAUUUAAUAUGGAUAAUAUAUCUACUACAGAAAGAUCAUUUUCAGCAAUGAAGAUUAUCAAGACAAGACUGUGUAGCAAGAUCUAUGAUGAAUUUCUUGCUGACAAUAUGAUCCUUUAUAUUGAAAAAGAAAUAGCUAAAACCUUUAAUUCUGAUUCAAUUAUCGAUGAUUUCAAGACUUUAGGAGAAUGA
Cicer arietinum (chickpea) is the source of this 969-nucleotide messenger RNA. NCBI's taxonomy places the organism in Eukaryota, Viridiplantae, Streptophyta, Magnoliopsida, Fabales, Fabaceae. The record is from RefSeq and is a predicted model, not a curated record.